Messenger RNA from Suillus subaureus, 1172 nucleotides. Its product is annotated as RTA-like protein. The coding region runs from base 29 to 721 and encodes 230 amino acids. Gene Ontology annotation, cellular component: fungal-type vacuole; plasma membrane. The record is from RefSeq and is a predicted model, not a curated record. Lineage: Eukaryota; Fungi; Basidiomycota; Agaricomycetes; Boletales; Suillaceae. The transcript is spliced from 6 exons.
AAGCCCAAGGCUUUUGACCCCUUAUGAGAUGCAGCUUGUCGGCACUGUCGUAGCACCUACUCCGCUUGUUGCAGCCAACUUUAUCAUCCUUGGCAAGAUAAUCGGUCUGGCUGGACCCCAGUACAGCCGUUUGACCCCAAAGAUAUGUCAGUGUUGCCCUAAUACUGCCGAUGAUGUUGUCUGCUUGAUCGUACAAGCUCUUGGAGGCGCAUCCGCUGCGCGCGCUGUCAGCCAGGAGACAAGUGCUGCGACGGUAUGUACAUCAUUCAUCAUUUCGUUUAACAUUCACUUCAUAGAGAUAGGGCGCCAACAUCAUGCUAGGAGGAAUUGCUGCCCAGCUCUGUGCGUAUACGUCACUUUGGCGUCCGAGUUUUUCUUGCGUUUGAAAUACGAUGCACCCGUCCGCCACGUUGAGCAACCUCGCGUAUUGGAGAAAGGUCAAAGUGCCGUGAGUAAGAACUUGCGAAUUAUGAUUUAUGCCAUGGCAUUCUGCACCCUCUGCAUCUUCAUUCGUUCCAUUUAUCGUACUGUGGAACUCGCUGGUGGGUGGUUCGGGCCAGUGAUCACGACUCAGCGCUACUUUGAUUGGCUCGAUGGAGGCAUGGUCACUCUCGCUAUCUACACUCAAAAUUUCUUUCACCCGGGUAUCUGGCUGAACAAGGCUGACCCAACGGCUCAAGUUUCACAACAAGAAGUCGACGAAGAAGAAGCCGCGACUUAGAUGUUAAUGUUUACAGUGCACAGUAUCGAUUCUGCUCAUCAGUUAUCUAUAAGCUUGUCGGAACUUUUCGGACGUUUACCCAGACAUAUAUUGUCAUAUUAUGUUAUAGUGAUGCCUGUUUUCGCACCAUUUGUAUGAUGUGUUGAGGUCCUAUACCAGUUUAUACCCAUUUUCUCACUCGCUAUCUUACUAAACAUUUCAGGAGUGGGAAAUGCAGGUUGACAUCUUUGAAAUGUAGCCUGGGGUCUAGGGUAUUCUGGGGAGGCUAUAUUUUCGGAUAUGAACCCGUGAGCAACUAAACGACGAGCACGACGACGAGUUUCAGUAGAAAUUCGAGCAGAUACGGAUCCUUCAUGUGCCAAUCUUUAAUCCAUCAAAUGCUUGGAGAUUCUAACACCGUUGUGACUGCUGCGUGGCAUAGCUUUGGGUUCAGUCCUUGUGAGCACUAGUA